CCUUUUCGCCGUCACAUUCUUUUCUUUACUUUUCCCCUUUUUAACAAAAAAAAUUAUUAAUUUCUUUUUCUUCUUCAUUCUUUUCCGAUCACACCCAGAUGAGAAACUGCCUUCUAAUUCCAUUUCUGGAAACCAGAAUCUACAAGAACUAGUUUCAAAUGGAUUUGUAGUUUUCAUUAGGAAAAAAAAAAUUCAAAAGGGAAUCUUUUUUAAAUUAUUUUCAUGACUAUGAAUUGAAUUGAAUUGAAAUUGUUGAAUCGAAUUGGGAAUGGCGGAGAGCUUCAGCAGAUGGGAGUCAGAUCCCCUUUUCUGUGCUGCAGAAGUGGUUCAAGAUUCUGCCGACAGGAUGGAGUCUGUUUAUCGAAGCUUGCUGCAUGAACAGAAACUUGCACUAGAUGACCCUUCAGAUGGUAAGCUUUUUAGCUCACUGCAAUCUCAUAGACGAGAUCUUACAACUGCUCUUGAAACAACACGAUGGCAGUUGGAAGACUUUGAGAGAGAAGUCAAUUUUGCUGCAUUAUCAGAUGAGUCUAAGUCACGAGAAAUUGCUAUAUUGAAGCACAAACAAUUUAUUAGAGCAAUAAGGGAACAAAUACUUCAAGUGGAAAAAAGUGUGCAGGACUCAUCAAAAGAAUACCCGAGGAGCUAUCCUCAGUGGACGAACUUAGAUGAACAGGACAAAGACAUGUUAACAUCAUUUCUUUCUGGGAGUAAUUUACGAGAUCACAGUUCAAACUAUAACACUGGAAGUAAGAUCAUGAGAAGUAUUGAUUCAGACACAGACACCAAUGAUAUUGUUGAGCUAAAGCUUGACAAGGUUGAAGCCUUGCCAAUGAACGGUACAAAAAAUAUGAAUAUUAUUCAUGGUUCCUUGAGACAACAGGAGCUUGAGAAGCCUGCAACUUAUGAUCUGGAAUUUGGUGGUUUGGGAGUAAAAAAGUACUCUUAUCAGAAUUUGAUAACGGGAUCUACUUGGGGUUUCUUGAGGAACUUUUGGCCUGGAAAUGAUAGUAAAGAUAGCUUUACAAAGAGGAGGAAGGACGGUGAGAUAACAGGCAUAAUUGAAGAUGUUGAUAAAAGAAUUGCAUCUUCAAGUAGUCUCGCAUCUCAAGAUCAACAGGGAAUACUUCCUGAAUGGUUGAUAAAUACUAUGCGAUUCUUUUGCAUUGAACUUAACCAGAGGAGGUCAAAAGCAUCUCGGAAACUUAUUCCAUUCAACCGGUUUGCCGUGAGGUUAAUGUCGGUGAUACUGGUUGUAUUGAUCAUAUUAGGCUUUUCGGGGUUCUGGAUGAUUUGGGCAUACAUUUACAGGACUUUUGUUCCCUCGUCUAAUUAACUAUAUUUUGCACCCCAUCGAUUCAGCAUCCUCACAUCAAUACAACAGAGAUUGAAGACGCAUCUCCCAAUCUCAGCGGCUAUGUAUUCAUUCUGUUCAUCAAACAGUGACUUCAUUUGAGUAAAGAUCAUGAGAAAUCUGCUUAAUUUGUUGCCUCUUGUAAGGGUUUUGAUUGCUAAAGAAAAGUCUUUAAGCAAUCAUAAUUUUGCCCUUCUGAUUGUAAAUUUCCGAAGUUUUUUUCACUAGUGCGGAAGGAAACUGGUUUGCAUAGUGAUGUUCUUGUCUCUUC
Asparagus officinalis (garden asparagus) is the source of this 1625-nucleotide messenger RNA. RefSeq lists its product as uncharacterized. The coding region runs from base 269 to 1336 and encodes 355 amino acids. Gene Ontology annotation, biological process: Golgi vesicle transport. Gene Ontology annotation, cellular component: membrane. NCBI's taxonomy places the organism in Eukaryota, Viridiplantae, Streptophyta, Magnoliopsida, Asparagales, Asparagaceae. The transcript has 5 exons. The record is from RefSeq and is a predicted model, not a curated record.